This is a messenger RNA of Salmo salar (Atlantic salmon), 1212 nucleotides long. Lineage: Eukaryota; Metazoa; Chordata; Actinopteri; Salmoniformes; Salmonidae. The record is from RefSeq and is a predicted model, not a curated record.
AUGCUUCAGUUCAGCUGGCGGCUAGCCAAACUCGCGUUUUCCCUCCACCCUGAACCCAUCAGAGUUCCCCUCAACCCCAACCCCCACCAGAGCUACCCUCCAUCCCGACCAUCAACCCCCACAAGAGUUCCAUUCCACCCCGAACCGACCCCCACCAGAGUUCCCCUCCACCCCAACCCCCACCAGAGUUCCCCUCCACCCCAACCCCCACCAGAGUUCACCUCCACCCCAACCCCACCAGAGUUCCCCUCCACCCCAACCCCACCAGAGUUCCCCUCCACCCCAACCCCACCAGAGUUCCCUUCACCCCAACCCCCACCAGAGUUCCCCUCCACCCCAACCCCACCAGAGUUCCCCUCCACCCCAACCCCACCAGAGUUCCCCUCCACCCCAACCCCCACCAGAGUUCCCCUCCACCCCAACCCCCACCAGAGUUUACCUCCACCCCAACCCCCACCAGAGUUCCCCUCCACCCAACCCCCACCAGAGUUCACCUCCACCCCAACCCCCACCAGAGUUCACCUCCACCCAACCCCACCAGAGUUCACCUCCACCCCAACCCCCACCAGAGUUCACCUCCACCCCAACCCCCACCAGAGUUCACCUCCACCCAACCCCCACCAGAGUUCACCUCCACCCCAACCCCCAGCAGAGUUCACCUCCACCCAACCCCCACCAGAGUUCACCUCCACCCCAACCCCCACCAGAGUUCACCUCCACCCAACCCCCCACCAGAGUUCACCUCCACCCAACCCCCACCAGAGUUCACCUCCACCCCAACCCCCACCAGAGUUCAUCUCCACCCAACCCCCACCAGAGAUCCCCUCCACCCAACCCCCACCAGAGUUCACCUCCACCCAACCCCCACCAGAGAUCCCCUCCACCCAACCCCCACCAGAGUUCACCUCCACCCAACCCCCACCAGAGUUCACCUCCACCCCAACCCCCACCAGAGUUCCCCUCCACCCAACCCCCACCAGAGUUCCCCUCCAACCCAACCCCCACCAGAGUUCACCUCCACCCCAACCCCCACCAGAGUUCAUCUCCAACCCAACCCCCACCAGAGUUCACCUCCAACCCAACCCCUACCAGAGUUCACCUCCACCCCAACCCCCACCAGAGUUCACCUCCACCCCAACCCCACCAGAGUUCCCCUCCACCCCAACCCCUACCAGGUUUCAUCUCCACCUCAACCCCCACCAGAGCUCCUAA